This is a messenger RNA of Xyrauchen texanus (razorback sucker), 3567 nucleotides long. Its product is annotated as macrophage mannose receptor 1-like. The transcript has 2 exons. The record is from RefSeq and is a predicted model, not a curated record. The coding region runs from base 1098 to 2558 and encodes 486 amino acids. NCBI's taxonomy places the organism in Eukaryota, Metazoa, Chordata, Actinopteri, Cypriniformes, Catostomidae.
UAGUUUGACCGCUCAUUUCGAAGUGGCGGCUGGCUUGACCGCAGUAGAGGACUGGGCAGGCAGCAAACAAACGUAGUACGGAACAGGCAAGAGGUAAACAAGGCAGGCAGCAAACUGACAGGGUCUAAGUAACAGGCUGGAUCGGUACACAGAAUAACUAGUAAGGGAGUCAGAGAAUAACUUGCUUGGUAAUGUCGCCGGGGCUAACAACACUUCGCAAAGAAGGACUAAACAGGCACGGUUAAAUAGGGUAGGGUAACACAAAACAGCUGGGGAUUAAUCAGACCUAGGUAUGCGGGCAGAAGGGAAAUGUAGUUUAAGUGAUCAGAAUUCGGGUGAAAGCGAUCUCUGACGACUGAGGGAGGAGGCGCCUUCACCGGCGUUCGUGACACACAGCCAUUAGUAAAAUGUGUUGCACAUUCUUUGCCUAUUGCCCAUAUGCCAGCAACUAAAUUAAGAUUUCAAUUUGUUUUUAUAUUAUACAUAUAGAAAAGUAUGAACAUAGUGGUAAUUUGUAGAUGCCACAAAAAACAUUGUGACAACACAGAAUGGGAUUUUGGCUACUACACAAACACAAUUAUUGGGAUAAAGUUAAAUGAUAAAACAGCAAUAUAAUGUUUUUAUUUGUAUUUUUUUUUUUAUCCAUGAUAGAUAUUUUUGGUAUUGUUUGGUUUGGUGUAGUAAAAAAACUAUGACUGAAUGCUUAUAAACAACUCCCUAAUUUGAAUUCCAUUUGCGUUUGCAGAAUGCUAAAUAACCUUGUUGUCAUUGCCGUGCAAGGUCACGCUUUUCUUUUUUGUAAACACACUAUCUGAAGUAUAGCCAACAAGACAAUAGUCCACAAUUUCAUCACUGCCUCUUAAAGAUGUAAAAUUAUUUUCAGUGUGUUAUAAUUUAGCUUUUAUUUGAAUUAUUCUAUUUUAAUUACAGGAGCUAAUUAGUGCAAAUAUUUGCACAUGAAAUGUUGAACUUUGAAAUCACCAGGUAGACUUAAGAUGCAGGCCUAUAAAUUUAUUGCAUGAAACUCAUUUGACCACUGGGUGUUUUGGCAGAGUCUUACAGUGAUGCCAUGCAAAUGAAUCUCUAGACUAGUUUAAAUGACAUGGCCUUGUAACAGUCACUUAGAUUGUCUCACCAUGGAGAAGUUUGGGCUUCUAAGCCUUCUGCUGUUGAUGCUCAAUGCAUCUGCUGAUGAACUCAUACCAGGAUUGGUGAAGGACUUAAUCUAUGUGGAGAAGAAUUUGUCUUGGUAUUUUGCAAGGAAGUAUUGCAAUAAUCUUUAUGGGGAUCUCUUUAGCAUGUCAGAUGAGAAUGAUCUGAAGAAUCUAUCUGGUUCUGCCAAACAGCUGUCAUGGAUCGGACUUUAUAGCUGGUAUCCAUUAUGGAAUUGGAUAGAUGAUACAAGAGCAAAUUAUUUCAACUGGUAUGAACCUGGGGACUGUGCCACAAUAAAUAGGAAUGGAUUUUGGUAUGAAAUGUCAUGUGACAAAAGGAGUGACUUGGUGUGUUAUAGAUUUCCUGAAUCAUUGGUUGUUUUCAUAGGUGGAUGGCCUUGGACUAAUUGUAAAAGAUACUGUCAAGAUAAUUAUGAUGGUUUUCCAAUUAUACGUAAUUUAAAUGACAACACUGACAUAAGUGCUUCGAUACAAGAUUUUGCCUGGAUUGGGCUGACUAAAGUUUCAGAAGGCCCUUUGAAAGAUACCUGGCAGUGGGUGAAUGGUGAGUCCCUCACAUACUCCAACUGGUACAAACCCUUCUUUUGUGCAGUGAUGGACUGGAGAGGCUUCUGGUAUGAUCGUGUUUGUUUUGAGGAACACCAAUUUGUCUGCUUCAGAAAAAUCAAUAGUACUGAAUUCAUGCUGGUGAAUGAGAAUAAAAUCUGGAGUGAAUCUCAAACACACUGCAAACUGUAUAACAUGACACUAGUUAUGGUGAAAACCCAAGAAGAAAUCAAUGCAUUGAUGGGGUAUAUCCAUGGAAUCUACGGAUCCUUUGUGGAUGAUCUUUACUUUUGGAUCGGGUUGUAUAAUGACCCCUGGCAUUGGGUUAACAGCAAUUCAAAAAUUCGAAAUUGGCACAGCAUGCAGCCUGAUCAUAAAGAUUUCAGGAACAACCCCAUGGAAGGAUUCCCAAGUUGUGUAGCAUCAAUGGAUGGUGAAUGGUUUGAUGGACCCUGUACAGAGCCUCUUCCUUUCUUUUGUUUGGCCACAGUGCGCUCCAUGAUCCUGGUAUCAGAACCCAAAUCAUGGGAGGAGGCCUUGGAGCACUGCAGAGGAACAUAUGUGGACUUGGCAAGUCUGGUAUCAGAUGAAGAACAGCAGGUGGCCCAGAGGAAAAUUAAACAUGUCAAGAAUGAUUAUGUAUGGAUUGGACUACGUUUUCUGGCAGGCAGUUGGUUCUGGGUGUAUGGGGAUAGUUUAGAGUAUGAAAACUGGGCAGAUGGUGGACAGCCACAGUGCCCUGUUCCUUAUCGUUGUGGUGCCCUUAAUGUAACAAAUGGGAACUGGGAGGCCAGGCCAUGUGAGGAAAGACUGGACUUUCUCUGUUUCCAGAAGUGACUUUUAUGGAAAAGAUGCAGGGUUCCCACGGUCAUGAAAAACCUAGAAAAACCAGGGAAUGGACCCUUUUCACAUAAAUUCACUAUAGUGGGGGGAAAAAACAAACAAUAGCAGUGAAUAAGAGAGCACAGCAAAUAUUAUUUUUGUGUUCCCAUUUGCCCCAACAGCAAAAGAAAUCCCAUUGCAGAAGUGGUAAAAAUUAAUGAAGGGUAAAAUAACAUGAAGAAUAAUGUUAUAAAUGUUUUGCAAGAUUUACGCUGCUAAUUAAGGUGGAAAUGUGUCAUAUCAUUUUGUAAAAAGGGUCCAUUUUAAAAUUGUGAUUUCCAGGCUGGGAAAAGUCAUGGAAAUGUAUUGAAUUCUAAAAAGUCAUGAAAAUUUCAUGGAAUUUUUAGUCAACGUUACUUUUCAAGUUAUGCACAGCUCUAAACUAUUUAAUUGGCUAGAAACCACAAUUUGUGAGUGCAAUCUCUAUAAAGUGAAUUUUAAAAUCCUUAUACAGUAAUCAUAAAGGACUUAAAAAGUCAUAGAAUAUUAACUGGUCAAAGGGUAUUGGAACCGUGGCAGAGGUAAAGAAAACCUCAAAACUUGCUUAAGUACAGUAACAGGAGAGUUUAAUUAAACGUAGUUCCUUCUUUAGUUGCACAGUUUUUCUGAAAUUUGAUAGCAUCACUCCAAAGAUGGCUAAAACUCUGUAAAGUUACAUUUAUAGGUUGACUAAAAUGUAUAGCUGCUGUUGGACCUUUAAGAACCUUUUGGGAUCUGUCAAUAAGAACAGUUGCCAAUGAAAAUCAGGAAAAAACUAUUCUACAGCAGCUAAUGGAUAAUGGACUGAGAAUUUCAAAGUCAUAGAUAAACAUCCAAGAAAGAAUAUCUUGUAUAAACAAUUGAAGAAUGUCUAAUACCAUUUCAUUUUCCAAAAACAUUUGUAUGACUCCUAAAAUGAAAACACACUUUGCAUUUAAUUGAGAAAACAAAUGUCAUAGACUGGUGUUAAGUCUUUAAAAAUAUA